AGUGGAAUUGAUAAUAUCAAAACGAACUCCAUAUACUUCUUGUGACUCCUCCGCAAAUGGGUGCAGAUUUUGUUCCCAUAUUGGUAAUGGUAAACUAUUUUUUGUUCUUUUCAAAGUAUUGCUUUGCAAUAGAUAACAUAACUUCAUCACAAAAUUUAUCUCGAGAGCAAACUCUCAUCUCCCAGGGCAAAACCUUUGAGUUAGGCUUCUUCAGUCCUAACAAUUCAGCUGAUCACAAGUAUGUGGGUGUGUGGUACAAGGGAAUUUCACCUCAAACAGUUGUGUGGGUUGCCAACAGAGAGAAUCCGCUUAAAGCGACAGACUCGCAGGCAAGUUUCGAGAUCGGCGACGAUGGAAAUCUGAGGCUUGUGGAUGGAAACCAGAGUUUGCUCUGGUCAACCAAUGUUCAUGUCCAAUCAAACACUUCAGUUGCAACGCUCUCGGACAAAGGGAACUUAGUUCUUUAUAAUGAUGGUGCGUUGACCGGAGCUUUGUGGCGGAGUUUUGAUAAUCUCAGUGACACAUUAUUAUCUGGCUCAGCAGUUGGUUUUAAUGUCAAAACAGGAAAGACCUAUGUCCUGACUUCCUGGAAAAGUAACAGUGAUCCAUCAGUUGGAAAUUUCACUGUGGAGGUUUCAUCACAAUUCAAGCCAGUACAAGUUUUCAUACGGAUAAAUGGAUCAUCUCCGCACUGGCGAUCUGGGCCAUGGGCUAGAUCGACGUUCAUAGGCAUACCGGAGAUGGACGAUUCCUACCAAAGUCCAUUUGGUAUAUCCGAUGAUGCAGAUCAGGGAACUACAUAUUUCACUUUUAACUCGGUCAGUGGCUCGUCUAUGACUCAAAUGUUGAUUUCAUCAGAUGGUAUUCUCAAAUACAUGUCGAAGGAAGAAGACAGUGAUUGGAAUGUCAGUUGGACAUCACAAAAGCGUUCAUGCGACAUAUAUGGAAUCUGUGGGCCUUUUGGCGUAUGCAAGGCAUCUGAAUAUCCGAUUUGUAGGUGUUUGAAAGGGUUUGUUCCAAAAUCAAAAGAGGAAUGGAACAAAGGGACUUGGACACAAGGGUGCGGGAGGGGAACCGACUUAAUUUGUGAGAAAAACACUAGUAGCCCAUCUUCAACGGGAGGAAAGAAAGAUGGAUUUCAAAAGGUUGGUAAUCUGAAACUUCCAGAUUUAUAUGAAUAUUUGGAAUCUGCGGACGAUUUGGAUGCUUGCCAAACAUGGUGCUUGGAUAAUUGUACUUGCAGAGCUUAUGCGUAUGUGAAGGGCAUAGGGUGUUUAAUCUGGCUACAAGGCCUUGUUGACAUUCAGGAGUUUACCGAUGAAGGAGAAGAUCUUUUCCUUCGCCUUGCACGGGAAGAACUAGCUGGAGGACAGAAUAACAAGAAGAUUAUCGUCAGCCUUGCAACUGUUUCUUCUGUUGUGACACUAGUUGCACUAUUGAUUGGCUUGCAUAGGUGGAGAGCUAAGCAGAAGAGAAACAUUGAGGACACCAUGGAGAAGCCUUUUGUUCAGACAAGGGGCGAUGUAAUAUCCAGUACUCCAUUUACCACAAAACAGGAUCCGUCCGAGCUUCCUAUGUUUGACUUCAAUCGAAUUUUAGUAGCCACGGAUUACUUCAGUACGGGAAACAAACUUGGCCAAGGAGGAUUUGGUCCUGUGUAUAAGGGUAAACUACAAGAUGGGACUGAAAUAGCAGUCAAAAGACUCUCAAGUAGCUCAGGACAAGGGAUGGAAGAGUUAAAGAAUGAGAUGAUAUUAAUAUCCAAACUCCAACACAGAAAUCUUGUUAAGCUCCUUGGUUGUUGCAUUGAGAAAGAGGAGAGAUUGCUGAUAUACGAGUUCAUGCUUCACAAAAGUUUGGAUAACUUUAUCUUCGAUUCAAGAAGAAGAGCGCAACUUAGUUGGACAACACGCUUCAACAUUAUAAACGGUGUUGCUAGAGGUCUUGUAUAUCUCCACCGUGAUUCAUGUUUAAGGGUAAUACAUCGAGAUUUGAAGGUCAGCAAUAUUCUCUUGGAUGAGAACAUGAAUCCGAAAAUAUCAGAUUUUGGAUUAGCGCGCAUUUUUGAAGGGACCUUAGAUGUCGCAAAUACUCGCAGGGUCGUUGGAACACUAGGUUAUAUGUCUCCCGAGUAUGCCAUGGGUGGGAUAUUUUCUGAGAAAUCGGAUGUGUUUAGCUUUGGUGUCUUACUACUAGAGAUAGUCAGCGGUAGAAAGAACACCAGCUUCCUUUACCAAGAUCAGCACCCAAGUCUUAUUGCUUAUGCAUGGCACCAGUGGAGUGAAGGAAGGGAACUAGAAAUGGUGGACAAAGAAUUGGAGGAUUCAUAUUCUUCAUCAGAAGCAAUGAGAUGUAUACAUGUUGGGCUUCUUUGUGUACAGGAUCAUGUGACUGAUAGACUAACCAUGCCUGAUGUCAUUGUCAUGAUAAGCAAGGAAACAGAUCGUCCUCAACCUAAACAGCCUUUAUUUAUAUUCCAAGGAUUGUCAGGAAACGAAAUUCAACCACAAAACGAUAGCAACUCUGUGAACGAAGCCACCACAUCAAUAAUUGAAGGCAGAUAAGUUGAACAUCUAUGUAUUCCAAUAAAGUCUUAGAGCUUUUAGAUGCACCAAAUGGAAUGAAACUGAUUGAGUGCAAGUGGAUCUAGAAGAGAAAAAGAGAAGUAGAUGGAAAGGUGGAAACCUUUAAAGCUUAUGUGUGCUGUGGCGCUACUGUACAAACAUGGAGGUCCGAUUUGUUUAAACCGGCACCACGAGUUCCAGAGCCGCAACGCCGACUCCUCUAUCAUGCUUUCUUUGAAAUAGUCAGAUAUUGUAUCCAAAACAAACAAGCAAUGAUUCCUUCAUUGGGUUAAUUUUGAUUUAUAACCAAUGAAUAAUUGCCCCAGUUUUGCAUCUUUCA
Messenger RNA from Morus notabilis, 2904 nucleotides. RefSeq names its product G-type lectin S-receptor-like serine/threonine-protein kinase At1g61490. The coding region runs from base 57 to 2564 and encodes 835 amino acids. The record is from RefSeq and is a predicted model, not a curated record. Gene Ontology annotation, molecular function: ATP binding; protein serine/threonine kinase activity. Gene Ontology annotation, biological process: protein phosphorylation; recognition of pollen. NCBI's taxonomy places the organism in Eukaryota, Viridiplantae, Streptophyta, Magnoliopsida, Rosales, Moraceae. The transcript has 7 exons.